Megalops cyprinoides (Indo-Pacific tarpon) is the source of this 3770-nucleotide messenger RNA. RefSeq names its product integrin, alpha 11b (gene itga11b). Gene Ontology annotation, biological process: cell adhesion mediated by integrin; cell-matrix adhesion; cell-cell adhesion. The record is from RefSeq and is a predicted model, not a curated record. Gene Ontology annotation, cellular component: external side of plasma membrane; integrin complex. Gene Ontology annotation, molecular function: integrin binding. The coding region runs from base 1 to 3564 and encodes 1187 amino acids. The transcript is spliced from 30 exons. NCBI's taxonomy places the organism in Eukaryota, Metazoa, Chordata, Actinopteri, Elopiformes, Megalopidae.
AUGGAGUACUGCUGCACCCUGCUGCUAUGGACCUGCAGCCUACUGAUGGGCUUCUGCGACUGUUUCAACAUCGACACCAAGAACCACAAGAUCAUCUAUGGCUCCACGGAUGCUCAGUUCGGGUAUACCGUGCAACAGCACAAGGCCAGUGGAAAGAAGUGGUUACUGGUAGGAGCUCCUUUUGAAACCAGUGGCCAGCACCAGACUGGGGAUGUCUACAAAUGCCCCCUGAGUGGCAAAUUCUACGGCAACUGCACCAGGCUCAACCUAGGAAGAAUAUCCCUAACCAAUGUGUCAGAGCGCAAGAAUAAGAUGAGACUGGGAAUGACACUCACCACUAACCCUAAGGACAGCAGCUUUGUGGCCUGCGGCCCACUGUGGUCUUAUGAGUGCGGCAGCUCUUUCUACAGCACCGGCAUCUGCUCCAGAAUCAACUCCAACUUCAAGUUCUCUCGCACCAUCGCUCCAGCCUUUCAGAGGUGUGAGACGUACAUGGAUAUUGUGAUUGUUCUGGACGGGUCAAACUCCAUCUACCCUUGGUUUGAGGUGCAGAACUUCCUCAUCAACAUCCUGCAGAAGUUCUACAUCGGACCAGGACAGAUACAGGUCGGAGUGGUGCAGUACGGGGAAACAGUGGUCCAUGAGUUCCACCUGAAUGACUACCGCUCCGUGGAGGAGGUGGUGGAGGCCGCCCGCAACAUCAACCAGCGCGGAGGGGAGGAGACGAGGACCGCGCUGGGCAUCAACAUCGCAAGGUCCCAGGCCUUUAAGAGGGGAGGUCGCCGCGGCGCCAAGAAGGUGAUGAUCGUGAUCACGGACGGGGAAUCGCACGACAGCCCUGACCUGAAGAAGGUCAUCGAGGACAGUGAGAAGGAUGACAUCACACGCUACGCCAUCGCUGUCCUGGGCUACUACAACCGGCGGGGAAUCAACCCUGAGGCCUUCCUCAACGAGAUUAAGUUCAUUGCCAGCGACCCGGACGAGAAGCACUUCUUCAACGUGAGGGACGAGUCUGCGCUAAAGGACAUCGUGGACGCCCUAGGAGAGAGGAUCUUCAGCCUAGAAGGAACCAAUAAGAACGAGACGUCCUUCGGCCUUCAGAUGUCUCAGGCAGGCUUCUCCUCUCACAUCGUGGAGGACGGGAUACUGGUGGGCGCGGUGGGGGCAUACGACUGGAACGGGGCAGUGCUGAAGGAGACUCGUCAAGGGAAGGUCAUCCCACCCAAAUCCUCCUACUUGGAUGAGUUCCCAGAGGAGCUGAAAAAUCAUGGUGCAUACCUAGGCUAUACUGUGACAUCUGUGGUGUCGGCCAAGAGCGGUCGGCUCUAUGUGGCUGGAGCCCCACGCUUCAACCACACUGGCAAGGUCAUCAUCUUUACCCUGAAGAACAACGGCAACCUGACCAUCCUGCUCUCCAUUAAAGGACAACAGAUUGGCUCCUACUACGGCAGUGAGAUUGCCCCACUGGACAUAAACGGGGAUGGAGAGACGGACAACCUUCUGGUGGCAGCACCGAUGUAUUUCAGCGGAGGCUGGGAGAAGGGCAAGGUGUAUAUCUACAGGGUGACGGAUCAGAGCGACUUUGUCCUGGAGGGGGCGCUGCAGAUCUCCGACCGCGGGCAGAACUCUCGGUUCGGCUCGUCACUGGCGCCCGUCCCGGACCUCAACGGCGACUCCUACAGCGAGGUGGUGGUGGGCGCACCUCUGGAGGACGACCAUCGGGGGGCGAUCUACAUCUUCUACGGCGAGCAUGACAGGAUACAGCGACAUUACAAACAGAGGAUCGGCGCAGCAGAGCUGUCCCCUGGUCUGCAGUAUUUCGGCCGCAGCGUGCACGGAGAGAUGGAUCUGAAUGAGGAUGGGCUCGUGGACCUUGCAGUGGGCUCCCUGGGAGCAGCGGUGCUUCUCUGGUCUCGCAGUGUCAUCCGCAUCCAUGUAGACGUCAGAUUCGAGCCCAGAAAGAUCAACACGUUCAACAAGGACUGCCGGAGGGGCGGCAAAGACGUCACCUGCAUGUCUGCCAUCGUCUGUCUCAAUGUCACCGCCACCACCCCCAUCUCCCCAACGCAGGAAGUGGCUCUGAGGUACAGCGCCUUCAUUGACGAGCGCCGCUACACCCCCCGUGCUGUCCUGGACGACAGUGACAGACAGCAGCCGCGGAACCUGAGCCUGUUGCCGUGGGAGGAGUCCUGUGAGCAUGUGUACUUCCACGUCCUGGACUCUACUGACUACGGACGGCCUAUAGUGUUCGCUGUGGAGGUGGGGCUACAGGACCCCGAGGAGGGCCCAGUACUGGAUGAUGGCUGGCCCACUACCAUCAGGACUGAGCUGCCCUUCUGGAAUGGCUGUGAUGAGGAUGACCACUGCGUCCCUGACCUGGUCCUGCAGAGCCGCUCUGACCUCCUGGACCGCAGGCAAUUCUGUGCACAGGCGCUGCGCUCUGGGGGGCCACUCUGCCUCCAACAGGGGGUAGCAGAGGCGUCGCAGCGGGUGAUCGAGGGGACGAGGAGGAGGAUGGUGGUGGACGCUCGUUUGGAAAACCACGGGGAGAACGCCUAUAACGCCCGCCUCGACAUCACCUACAGCUCCAACCUGCAGUUCUCCAGCCUCAUAGUCAAGGACAGCUCAGAUGUCAAGAUAGAGUGCCGAGGUGAGGAUGGCCCAAGGUAUGAGAGGUCCUGCAAUGUCAGCUCACCCUUCAUGAAGUCGCAGGCUCAGGUGUCCUUCCGCCUGGAGUUUGAGUUCAGCCGCUCCACGUUCCUGGACCAUGUGAGGGUUGUCCUCGAGACCAGCAGUGAUGGGGAGGACAUGGAACCAGACGACAACUCCAACGACAUUUUUCAUCAGCUGAAAUACGAAGCCGACCUCCUUUUCACAAGGGACUCCAACCCCUCCCGCCAUGAGAUCAAAGCAGACACCGUGGAAAAGCCUGGUACUAUUGGCCCUCCUUUCAACUUCACCUUCCGAAUCCAGAACCUGGGCUUUUUCCCUGUGAAGGACUUGAGGCUGAAUAUUGCAAUCCCCCAAGUGACGAAGGGUGGCAACCAGCUCUUGCACAUUACAGACUUCUACAUUGAUCAGACAGACAGCUCUCGCUGCGCCCCACCGAAGCACAUUUUCCAGAGGCGGGUGUCUCCGGAGGACCUGUCCCACGUCCCACAGCUGAAUCCCUCCAACUCCAUGACCGUUCCCAUCCAGUGCAGCGUCAGCCUGCCAGCCUACAGGGAGAUCAGCGUGAGGAUCACCGGUUUCCUCCACCUCCAGGCCCUGCACGCGGUGAAGUUUAAGACCCUGGACCUGGUGACCACCGCCUCGAUAGAGCUGGAUCCCUCCAGCCCCAUGUUUCUGAACGAGGAGAGGCCAGUGAGACGCAUAAUCCUGGAGAUUAGAAAAGAGGAAGAUUACAGGAUUCCCAUUUGGAUUAUUAUUGGGAGUACACUGGGCGGGCUGCUGCUGCUGGCUCUGCUGAUCCUGGCUCUGUGGAAGUUGGGGUUCUUCCAGAGGCAGAAGCGCCGGGAGGAGGUGGAGCAGGAGGCGAACGGGAAGGUGGCAGAGGAGCGGUAACGCAGGACACUGCGCAGGUGUGAGCUGACCCAAGCACUCAGGGACCAUCGCAAAAGGCAGAGCCCACCAAAAAAGGGGCUCUGGACAGUCGGAGAGAUUACUGCUCUGUGCACCAGGGAACCUAUACCCUCUACAAUGAUUCACAGCCAAUCAAGUCCAGCCUCUGCGCUGCUGAGCCCGCCUAACUCAACACCUCAGGACCAAUC